Molecule: messenger RNA, 1702 nt
Organism: Arachis stenosperma
Lineage: Eukaryota; Viridiplantae; Streptophyta; Magnoliopsida; Fabales; Fabaceae
Exons: 2
Coding region: 68-1453 (461 amino acids)
Source: RefSeq, a predicted model, not a curated record
UAAAUAAUUGAAAUUCUCAUCAUAUUUUGAAAAUUUUCUUUAGAGUUAGCAACAAAAGAUUUAUGAAAUGGAAUCCAACAAUGAACUAGGUAGUGGCAUGUUCUCUGUCAUAGGUUCUAGUUUCUUAGGAUUAGAUAAUAACAAUAAUAAUAAUAAUAAUAAUAAUAAUAAUAAUAAUAAUAAUAAUAAUAAUAAUAAUAAUAAUAAUAAUAAUAAUAAUAAUAACGCUUCACAACAACAACAAAAUCUUCAACAUAGAAACCAACCCAAAAUGGUUCAGUUUGGUUCUUCUUCUUCUUCUUCUCAUCACCAACAAAUCAAUUAUGGUAAUAAUAAUAAUAAUUCAUCCAAGAACAAACACCAACAAGGUUCUCUAAGUGAUGAAGAUGAACAAGGAUUCAAUAAUAUAGAUGUUGAUGAGAGUAAUAGUAACAAGAUGAAGAACAUUAGUAGUAGUAUCUCACCAUGGCAGAGAAUGAAAUGGACUAGUACCAUGGUUAGGCUCUUGAUAAUGGCUGUUUACUACAUUGGUGAUGAAGUUGGUGGCGGCGGCGGCGGCAGCGGCAGUGGUGGUGUAGGGGGGUUGAUUCUUCAGAACAAGAAAGGGAAGUGGAAAUCAGUGUCAAGAGCAAUGAUGGAGAAAGGUUUCUAUGUUUCACCUCAACAAUGUGAGGACAAGUUCAAUGAUCUGAACAAGAGGUACAAGAGGGUCAAUGAUGUUCUUGGAAGAGUAACAGCUUGCAAGGUUGUUGAGAAUCAAAAGUUGUUGGAAACAAUGGAUCACUUGUCACCAAAGGCCAAAGAAGAAGUGAGAAAGUUGCUGAAUUCAAAGCACCUUUUCUUUAGAGAAAUGUGUGCUUAUCAUAAUAGUUUUGGCCAUGGUGGUGAUAAUGCAUCUCAAUCUCAAUUACAACAUGAACAAGGAGAGAAAGAAAAGGAAGAAAGAUGCUUUCAUUCUUCUUCUAAGUUGAAAAUAGGGUGUGAAGAAGAGGAUCAUCAUGAUGAUAGUGGUGACGACGACGACGACGACGAAGAUUCUGAGGACUAUUUUGAUGAGGAUGAAGAUGAAUUAGGAGAAGGUGGUUCAAAGGGUCAUCAUCAUGAUCAUAAUAAGAGGCAAAAGAAAUCAUCAUCAUCAUCAUCAUAUGAAUUGAUGAAAGAAUUGAGCAAUGAGGUGAAUGGUGUUUUGGAAGAUAAGGGAAAGAGUGUUUUGGAGAAGAAGCAAUGGUUAAGGAGUAAGAUAGUGAAGUUAGAGGAGAAGCAAAUAAGCCAUGAGGGACAAGGGUUUGAGAUUGAGAAGGAAAGAAUGAAAUGGAGAAAGUAUAGUAGCAAGAAGGAGAGGGAGAUGGAGAGAGCAAAGUUUGAGAAUGAAAGGAGAAGGUUAGAGAUUGAGAGAAUGAUUUUGAUCAUUCACCAAAAGGAACUUGAAUUGCAACAUCACCAACAUCAAUAGCAUUAUUUUGUUACUUAGCUUCUUCAAAAGUUUUCAUAUUUGGGAAGUGUAAUAAACCAGUAUUGAGUUGGUUAUGAAUAUAAAAAGUUUAUGAGGUUUUCACAAGAAAACACGCCCGGUGGGACUCGAACCCACAAUCGCCUGAUUAGAAGUCAGGCGCCUUAUCCAUUAGGCCACGAGCGCUUUCUGUUUCUUUUACUUCAUAAAAAAGUUAUGUGUCUGUUUUUUACAAGUAUGAGACAUUCAAAU